This is a messenger RNA of Orycteropus afer afer, 1189 nucleotides long. RefSeq names its product uracil phosphoribosyltransferase homolog (gene UPRT). NCBI's taxonomy places the organism in Eukaryota, Metazoa, Chordata, Mammalia, Tubulidentata, Orycteropodidae. The record is from RefSeq and is a predicted model, not a curated record.
UUUAUAGUUAGGGGUCUAUAACAGCGGGGACAUCCCGUGGUCAGGUGUAUGGCCACGGAAUUACAUUUUCCAGACUCUAUGCCCUGUCACAACCAGCAAGUAAAUUCUGCCUCUACCCCAAGUCCUGAGCCACCGCGACCUGGCGACCCGAUCUUGGAACAUGCCCUGGGAAGCAGCGCCUCCUUGGCCAAGCUGGCUCUUUUCAUGGGGUACAACCCUUCCAGUGUACCAGCCGAGGGGGAUCCCCAGGCCUGUGGCGGAGCCAGCCUCAACUCCAAGAGCAACAGUGGCAACAAUGGCAGUGGCAACAAUGACGCACCAGCCGGUGAUCCCCUCCUAGGGGACUGCGAACUCUCCUGGCAGAUGGGGGCGCAGCUUAAAUUGCUGCCUAUGAAUGAUCAGAUCCGGGAGCUGCAGACUAUCAUCCGGGACAAGACAGCCAGUAGAGGGGACUUCAUGUUUUCUGCGGAUCGUUUGAUCAGACUUGUUGUGGAAGAGGGAUUGAAUCAGCUGCCAUAUAAAGAAUGCAUGGUGACUACUCCAACAGGGUACAAGUAUGAAGGAGUGAAAUUUGAGAAGGGAAAUUGCGGGGUGAGCAUAAUGAGAAGCGGUGAGGCAAUGGAGCAAGGUUUACGAGACUGCUGUAGAUCCAUAAGAAUUGGGAAGAUCCUAAUUCAGAGUGAUGAGGAGACACAACGAGCCAAAGUAUAUUAUGCCAAGUUCCCCCCAGACAUUUACAGGAGAAAAGUCCUUCUGAUGUAUCCAAUUCUCAGCACUGGGAAUACUGUAAUUGAAGCUGUAAAGGUUCUUAUAGAACAUGGAGUUCAACCGAGUGUUAUCAUCCUACUCAGUUUAUUCUCUACUCCUCAUGGUGCCAAAUUAAUCAUUCAAGAGUUUCCAGAGAUCACAAUUUUAACUACUGAAGUUCAUCCUGUUGCACCUACACAUUUUGGACAGAAGUACUUUGGAACAGACUAAAAAACUGAAGAAAAAUGAAUCAUAUUGUGUCAUAUUACAGCUAUGUUUUGAAUUUCUACUUGUUUUACUAAUACACUGAGGAAAGACAAAAUUGUGUUAGAGAUGCUUUUUAAUUUUGGAAAUGGAUAUAGUAAAAAGAAGUAUUUGAAGUUUAUUUACUUUAUUUGGUUGGCACCCAAUCCAUAAUGAGACACAUACAACUCUUAGAAAA